CAUUCGCGAGCUAGAAUCCUUGGGAUGCGCUGUGCAAACAGUUUCGGGCCGGUAUCGAAAGGGCGUUUGGGGUUAUUAGCAUGCCUGUUGCUGGCAUUUUGCAAGCAUCAAUGGCGCUCGGAGACGUUCUACUAAAAGCCAUGAUGUUCUCACUUUGGCAAAAGGCCGUGAUAUCCAAAGUUCAAGGCACAUAAAAUCUCCAUCACGCGGCCCUGAAGCAGAAAGAACCAUUAGACCUCUUUUUCAUCUUCGGUUCAAUCAGCGCAAUGGGCGGCCAACGUGGCCAGUCAAAUUACGCGGCCGGAAAUACUUUCUUGGAUUCAUUUGUGCGGUAUCAGCAUUUUCUCGGUCUACAUUGCUCGGCCGUGAAAAUCGGCCUCGUGGAAGAUGUGGGAUGGCUAUUGGACCUUCCGGAAAAGUUUGUGAUAUACGGGGCCGCUGCCGUCCGCGCCAUCCAGGAAAAGCAGUUGUUGGACGCGAUACACUCGAUGCUACUCCCCUCGCGGCUGGCAUUUUGCGAGGACAGUCCAAAGAGAUUUGCCAAACCAUAGCCAAAUCGGGCUGCGGAUUCGCUCUACGCUUCCACUAUCAGCAACAAACAAUCGCACAUUCUAGAAAAAAGAUCUCCGAUUCCUAGCAUAUCGUAACUCGGAAGCGACGAAUCAAGACUCAUUUACAACUUCCACGAAUUGGGGAGACGACCUGAAGAGGUUUCUUCGGAAUGCAAGUUCGAACGUGUCC
Lindgomyces ingoldianus is the source of this 741-nucleotide messenger RNA. RefSeq lists its product as uncharacterized. Bases 267 to 551 code for a protein of 94 amino acids. NCBI's taxonomy places the organism in Eukaryota, Fungi, Ascomycota, Dothideomycetes, Pleosporales, Lindgomycetaceae. The record is from RefSeq and is a predicted model, not a curated record. The transcript has 2 exons.